AUGGCUUUUGAGCAAAUUUUCGGCUUAGUAGCAGUGAUCAUUGUUUCAACCGACGGCCACCCGUUUGUGGGACACCAUAAAUUGGAUCCAUCGUCCCGGAUCAUAGGGGGUGUGGCCGCCCCUGAAGGAUACGCUCCGCAUAUGGCAGCACUAGUAUGGGGCGAAGCUGUCAAGAGUCUGGUCUGUGGAGGAUCUAUAGUCACCAGCACCCACGUGCUCACUGCCGCCCAUUGUAUCGAUCCUAUGGUGGUACACGGAGAACUAUUACCAUCUUUUCGCGUGGUAGUCGGCUCCAACCAGUGGGCCUCGAGCGACAACGUCGCAAAGGUCAGCCGCUACAUCAACCACCCAAAUUGGAACCCGGCUAACAUCAAGAACGACAUUGGAGUGCUCUUCUUAGCUGAAGAGCUGGGGCUCAACGAUCGAGUGGCCGUUGUACCGUUGAGCUUUGACUACGUCGAAGGCGUUGUGGACAGCUACGUCACCGGAUGGGGACGGGUCGGGGUUCAAAUCGAAAACGACGUCGUGAAUCUGUUUCCCAUACCCGACGAUCUUCAGCUGCUGUACGUGGAGACGAUAUCGCCUCAGAGCUGCGCUAUGGGCUUGCGAGAGGCCUCCGACAAAUACGGCCCUGCACCGCCGAUGGACCCCAAAACAGAGAUUUGCACAUUCCACUCUGUCGGACAUGGCAUGUGCAAUGGUGACUCAGGCAGUGCUAUGGUUUCAAAGGCGACGGGUCACCAGAUUGGGAUUGUGUCGUGGGGGUUUCCCUGCGCUGUUGGCGCGCCCGACGUUUUUGUCAGAGUCAGCGCCUUUAAGGAAUUUCUAAUGCCCUUGCUGGUCAAA
Iphiclides podalirius (scarce swallowtail) is the source of this 846-nucleotide messenger RNA. The record is from the annotation of a GenBank genome assembly. NCBI's taxonomy places the organism in Eukaryota, Metazoa, Arthropoda, Insecta, Lepidoptera, Papilionidae.